Molecule: messenger RNA, 1757 nt
Organism: Vigna radiata var. radiata (mung bean)
Lineage: Eukaryota; Viridiplantae; Streptophyta; Magnoliopsida; Fabales; Fabaceae
Product: protein ZINC INDUCED FACILITATOR-LIKE 1
Exons: 17
Coding region: 82-1629 (515 amino acids)
Biological process (GO): regulation of stomatal closure; transmembrane transport
Cellular component (GO): plasma membrane; plant-type vacuole membrane
Molecular function (GO): solute:potassium antiporter activity
Source: RefSeq, a predicted model, not a curated record
UUGUUUCCUCAACCUAUGUCUGUUUUUCAUUAUGUGCUUGAAGACAAAGUGACUUUGACGAUGAUCUUUUCCUGGGUUUGAAUGAUGCAUGCAUGUAAAAUGUGUAGGAAAAAGGAAGCUGAGACAAAGAAGAAGUGGGGUUCUCUCAGAAACAUGGAAGAGGAGAAUGUUGAACAGCCAUUGUUNGAGAAGAAGAAGAAAAAGUACUACGAGAACUGCCCCGGUUGUAAAGUGGACGAAGCGAAAGAGUUNAGUGAGGGACAUUCUGUACUCUUCACAAAGCUUUUCAUCGUGUGGAUGCUCGUGCUCUGUGCUUCACUGCCAAUAUCAUCUCUCUUUCNAUUCGUUUAUUUCAUGGUAAGGGAUUUUAAUAUUGCGGAAACAGAAGCUGAUAUUAGUUCUUAUGCUGGUUACAUGGGUUCUGCCUUUAUGCUUGGCAGAUGUUUGACAUCUUUACUUUGGGGAACUAUAGCUGAUCGCNUUGGUCGAAAACCUGUUAUAGUUAUAGGAAUUACUUCAGUCGUCAGUUUCAACACACUAUUUGCCCUUAGCACAAGUUUUUGGAUGGCUGUUAUCGUGAGGUUUCUUNUGGGAAGUUUAAAUUGUUUGCUUGGACCAGUGAAGGCCUAUACCACUGAGCUCCUGNGAGAAGAACACCAANCNNUUGGACUCUCAACAGUAAGUGCAGCUUGGGGCGUAGGUUUAGUUAUUGGUCCAGCAUUGGGAGGCUAUUUGUCUCAGCCAGUAGAAAAGUACCCUCGUAUAUUUCCAAAGGAUACCUAUUGGGAUAAGUUCCCAUACUUCUUACCCAGCUUUGUAAUAUCAGCNCUUGCAUUUGUAGUAGCUAUUGGCUGCAUCUGGAUUCCAGAAACACUCCACAAUCACAAUCGUAGUAGUGAUGAAUCCAUAGAUGAUGCCAAUGCUUUAGAAAAUGGAAGCAAUGGUGGUGGCAAUGAAAAGAUCCAAAAGAACGAAAACCUCUUCCUUAAUUGNCCAUUAAUGUCAUCUAUCAUUCCAUAUUGCAUUUUUUCACUUCAUGAUAUUGCUUAUCUAGAGGUUUUCUCCUUAUGGGCUGUUAGUCCUCAAAGGCAUGGGGGUUUAAACUUUACAACUGAUGAUGUUGGUAAUAUUCUUUCAAUAGCAGGUCUUGCACUUAUCAUUUACCAAAUUGGCAUAUAUCCAUCUGUGGAAAAAAUCACUGGGCCUAUUUCUGUUGCCCGCAUCUCAUCUAUAUUAUCCAUACCUCUUUUGCAAAGCUACCCUUUCAUGGCAUUGUUGUCAGGCUUAACACUAUACAUAGUGUUAAGUANUUUUUCAAUCCUAAAGAAUGUUCUGUCUAUCACCAUUAUAACCGGUUUACUCCUUCUACAAAACCGAGCAGUGGAACAACACCAAAGAGGUGCAGCUAAUGGAAUUGCUAUGACAGGCAUGUCUCUAUUCAAUGCUAUUGGCCCUGCUGCAGGUGGUUCAGUAUUAACUUGGUCACAAAAGCGGAUGGCUGAUUCAUUCCUCCCAGGGACACACAUGGUGUUUUUUGUCCUGAACAUAGUUGAAGCAAUUGGAUUACUCAUGAUGUUCAAACCAAUCCUUGCUGAAAAAAAGAACACACACACAGAUCAGUUACAGUGAACCAAUCAAAUUUUCUGAAGGACUUCUUUUGUUGUUCUCUAUCGAGGGAAGUGAUGGUAACUAGGUGCAUCAAGUUUGUCAUAAUUGGAACUAAUGAUUAUGAAUAUGAUUUUAUGGUACCUAUUCAA